AUGGGCCGCCAGAAAGGCAAGGCGAAGCCUGCCAGAGCACAGAAGCGAGAGCUUGAGCCACAGGCUUUCUUGGCUUGUGCGCAUGGGGUCAACCUUGAGAAGUGCCGGCUCCAUGGGCCCAUCCUGGACCAUCCCGAGUGCUACGAGCGGGUGGAGGCUUGCGCUGCGCGCCUCCGGGCGAGUGCGGCCCUAUGGCCACUCCUGCAGAAGCUCAAUCCUCGGCGGGCCACGGAUGCUGAAAUACUCCUCUGCCACGAGGAAGCGCAUCUUCGCGGGCUGGAGAAGCUCGCCGCAGCGGCCACUCGGACGGACAAGCCUCAGUUUGUCCCGUCGCGGGGCCCCGUCUGCAUUAGCGGGCCGGGCUCCGACGUCCGGGAAGAGGGCGGCGAAGGCGACACUUAUGUGACCGCCGGUACGCUGGAAGCCGCGCGCUACUCCGUUGGAGGGCUCCUGGAGGCUGUGGACGAGAUGCUGCGGGGCGGUUUACAGUGCGGCCUGAUCCUUUGCCGACCACCGGGCCAUCAUGCUUCCAAAAACCGUUCAUCUGGCUUCUGCUUGGUAAACAACAUCGCCGUGGCCGCCGCUUAUGCGCUUCGCCGCCCCGAAAUACGCCGCGUAUUGAUUUUCGAUUGGGAUGUCCACCAUGGCCAAGGAACUCAGCAAAUCUUCGAGCAUUCCUCGGAGGUGUUGUUUGUAAGUGUCCAUCGGCAUGAUGGCACGAGCUUCUACCCGGCCACGGGCGUGGCCACUGAAGUGGGAUUUGGAGCAGGCAAAGGCGCCACGGUGAAUGUGGCUUUACCUGCCGGUUUCGGAGAUCUGGCUCUAUGGUCGGCCUGCACGCAAGUGCUCCUGCCUGCUGCGCGGAGCUUCAAGCCGGACAUGAUUCUGAUCAGUGCUGGCUUCGAUGCUGCCGAGGGGGACCCUUUGGGUGGUUGCUCUGUGGCCCCGGAGACAUUCGGAGUCCUCACGAGGGAGCUCAGGAGACUGGCUGCUGAGACAGCUGGGGGACGCGUGGCGUUUGCCCUCGAGGGCGGCUACAACACGGAGUGCCUGGCACGAUGUGUGGAAGAGGUUGCCGCAGCUUUGGUCGAGACAGCCCCCGUUGGAGAGCCGUUUGCUGAUACUCCAGACUGGCUGAAGGGCCCCCCAUGCCACGGCGCGAUUCGACGGACUUGCGGGGUUCACAAGGGGCCUCCCCUACGAUUGCCGGUUCCGCCAUCCAAGAAGGAGCGUCGGAAGCCGCAAGAAGAGGUGCACAAUGAAGCUCCUGAAGUGGUCUCUGCAGAGACGAACUUCGAAGAGCUUCGGGCAAUAGUCGAGGUCACUGGCACUGAGCUGCGGGUCCACAUUGCACCGCUGCCGCGGCCUUGCGAUGUGCUUGUGUCGAAAAACGAGAUCCAGGUUUCCCUGGCCGAGGCGGAUGUCUCGAACCCACAGAGGUGGCGGCUUUCAGGAGCCAACAUCAUCCAAGGAGCCGGCGAAACUGCUACGUACCACCGCCGCAGGUCGGAGCUGGUGGUCACCACCUGCUUGGGCGAGAUCCUCGGAGGACCCAUCGAGGUGAUCCCAGCCGCACCUGAGAAGAAGGA
This is a messenger RNA of Symbiodinium sp. CCMP2456, 1589 nucleotides long. The record is from the annotation of a GenBank genome assembly. NCBI's taxonomy places the organism in Eukaryota, Dinophyceae, Suessiales, Symbiodiniaceae.